AUGUCACAGGAAGAAGUAGAUUUAUUAUCUCUAGCACCUGAGAAUGAGGCAAGACUCAAUGAGCGGGAACAUUUACAUUAUUCUGUUACAGUGCAAGAAUCCUAUCCCCAUCCUUUUGAUCAGAUUUACUACACCAGCUGUACAGACAUACUGAACUGGUUUAAGUGUACACGACACAGAAUCAGCUAUCGAACUGCUUAUAGGCAUGGAGAAAAGACCAUGUAUAGACGGAAAUCUCAGUGUUGCCCUGGAUUUUAUGAAAGCAGGGAAAUGUGCAUUCCUCACUGUACUGAUAAAUGCAUUCAUGGCCGUUGCAUUGCUCCAAACACCUGUCAGUGUGAGCCUGGCUGGGGUGGACCCAACUGUUCAAGUGGAAGACCAGCAUGCUGUCAAGAUGAAUGUCCAAUUGGAACUUUUGGAAUACAGUGUGCAGAGAUCUGCCAAUGCAUGCAUGGUGGAAAAUGCUAUCAUAUUAGCGGAGAAUGUCUUUGUGAGCCAGGCUAUACCGGAGUACACUGUGAAACAAGGCAAUGUGCUGAAAUAGUCUAUGGUCUUAAAUGCGACAAAAGGUGUCCCUGUCAUUUGCCAAAUACUUACAGGCAGCAGGAUCUUCUCCGAGAACUCUUACUUUUGAGUUAUGCGCUCAACAGUUGGCAAUUAUUUUCAGAGUUUGCUUUAGAAAAACAGAUAUUUGCCUAUUGUUUUAGUGGUUCUGAUUGUUCUAUUCCUUGUCCUGUUGGAACAUAUGGAAUAAACUGUUCAUCUAUAUGUAACUGCAAAAAUGAGGCUCUUUGUUCCCCAGUGGAUGGUUCUUGUGUCUGCAAAGUUGGUUGGCAUGGAGUGGACUGCUCUAUAAAUUGUCCUAGUGGGAGAUGGGGUCUUGGCUGUAAUUUAACAUGUCAGUGCCUUAAUGGAGGAGCAUGUAAUAUUCUGGAUGGAACCUGCACAUGUGCUCCAGGUUGGAGAGGAGAAAAAUGUGAAUACCCCUGUCAGGAUGGCAUGUAUGGCCUGGACUGUUCAGAGCGCUGUGAUUGUAGUCAUGCAGAUGGAUGUCAUCCAGUAACAGGUUAUUGCCGUUGCCUCCCAGGAUGGUCAGGUAUACAUUGUGACAGUGUAUGCGCUGAAGGACUUUGGGGUCCAAACUGUUCAUUGUCCUGUUACUGUAAAAAUGGAGCGUCAUGUUCUCCAGAUGAAGGAAUCUGUGAGUGUGCACCUGGUUACAGGGGUGCUACUUGUCAAAGAAUUUGUUCUCCUGGAUUUUAUGGACAUCGCUGUAACCAGGCCUGCCCCCACUGUGUUCACAGCAGUGGCCCAUGCCAUCAUGUGACAGGACUAUGUGACUGUUUACCUGGUUUCACUGGAGCUCUCUGUAAUGAAGUUUGUCCCAGCGGAAGAUUUGGAAAGAACUGUGCAGGGGUUUGCACAUGCACAAAUAAUGGAACUUGUAAUCCAAUUGACAAGUCUUGUCAAUGUUAUCCUGGCUGGAUUGGUAGUGAUUGCUCCCAGCGAUGUCCGCUGGGUUUUUUUGGGAUAGACUGUGCUUCAAUAUGCCAGUGUGAGAAUGGAGCUGACUGUGAUCACAUAUCAGGCCAAUGUACAUGUCGCACAGGAUUCAUGGGGAAAUACUGUGAACAGAAAUGUCCCCCGGGUACUUAUGGUUAUGGUUGUCGGCAAAUAUGUGAUUGCCUGAACAACGCAACUUGUGAUCAUAUCACUGGAACCUGUUACUGUAGCCCUGGCUGGAAAGGAGCAAGAUGUGACCAAGCAGGGGUGAUCAUUGUAGGAAACCUGAACAGUUUAAGCCGUACUAGCGCUGCCAUCCCAUCUGAUUCUUACCAAAUUGGAGCCAUUGCUGGAAUCAUAAUUCUUGUCCUUGUUGUUCUUUUUCUGCUUGCAUUGUUCAUUAUUUAUAGACAAAAGCAGAAAGGGAAAGAAACAAAUAUGCCAGCAGUUACCUAUACACCUGCCAUGAGAGUUAUCAAUGCAGAUUAUACAAUUUCAGAAACUGUUACUCAUAAUAAUGGUGGAAACACUAAUACUCACUACUUCUCCAACCCCAGCUAUCACACUCUAACACAAUGCUCAAAUACAGCAAAUGCCAACAACAGGAAUAGGAUGACUCUGUCAAAGUCAAUCAAGAACCAACUAUUUGUGAAUCUUAAAAACAUGGAUCCCCAGAAGCGUGCUCCCAUUAUGGAUUACACAGGGACAUUGCCAGCUGAUUGGAAGCAUGGAGGCUACCACAAUGAAUUAGGAGUUUUUGGAGCUGACAGAAGCUGUUUGGGGAAAUCCUUGAAAGAUCUAAUAAAGAAUUCUGAAUAUAAUUUAAGUAACUGUUCCUUAAGUAGCUCUGAAAAUCCAUAUGCUACUAUUAAAGAUCCACCAGCACUUAUGCCAAAAAAUUCAGAAUGUGGAUAUGUUGAAAUGAAAUCACCAGCACACAGGGAUUCUGCCUAUGCAGAAAUUAAUAACUCUGUUUCGUCUAACAAAAAUGUAUAUGAAGUUGAACCAACAGUUAGUGUUGUCCAAGGCAAUUUAAGUAAUAAUGGACCCAUCAGCCAAGAUCUUUAUGAUUUACCAAAAAACAGCCACAUUCCUUGCCACUAUGACCUGCUGCCUCCUCGGGAUAGCCCUGCAUCUUCUGACAAAGAUGAAAACAGUGAAUAACCCUUGAUGAACAUAAUCAAGUUAUCUUGAAAAGUGGAAUCUGGCUAUUCUUCUUCUGUUUUCCUACCUGCAUUCAGUAAACGUUUGCUGUACAUAAAGGAGGAGAAUCAAACUACAGUUUCUGUAAACUCACUACUGAUGAAUAGACGUCAAGCUUGGAAGGUCAUAUCGGAUUUUCCAUCAAACUUUUAAAAAAGGGCCAAAACAUUUACAUUGUGAUACAUUGGCUCAAUAUCCAAGCUUAUGGAACAAUGCUUGUGAGAACUCUACUGCUUAGAAGAAGAAGCCAUCUUUCACUAUCUCAACUUAUAUAUGUUGACAUACAUUUUUUUUCUUUUUACAACACUGUAAAUUCGGGAUAGGGUUGGGUUAACUGAAUGGAGCUGAAUGUUUAUUGGCUAGAUGCCCUUCCUGAUGGCUAUAUGGAGUUUGCAGUAGAUAUUUUCCCUUUGCGCCUUGAGAGGGAUACAUCUGUUGCUACCUAGGAUUGAAAUCUUAAACUUUUGAGUGGGAGGCAAACAUCUUCACUACUAGGCCCCCACACCGUUCAUAUAUGAUGACAUACAAUCAAGACAGCAUAAUCUGCCAAAUAUUCACUUAGCCAAGUAGCCAGGAUUACUAAUUAUGGGUAGGGGUUGUAAAAAAGAAACUGAUACCAUUUUUGCAAAAUGGCAAAGAUGGCAUAAGGAGAUAUUCAGAGUAUACUCACCACAAUCCUGGACUGAUUGGACAAACCUCCAAGAUAUUUAUCACAUUGCUAGUAAUGGAAAUAUAAUAUAGAACAGGAAUAAUUUUGAAUUGGAGUGAAUCAGUGACGAUUGAAGAUUGAAUGAAUAUGUCUGGAGACCUGUAUCAUGAAAUGGGAUUUGUCAUACCUACUGUUGGCUCAAUAGUGGCUAUUCUAAUUACAAUAUUUGUUAUAUGUGAGUAAUAUAUAACAAAUACAUAUAUCUAUAAGAAUUGCAUAAACAUAGAAGUUUUAUUUUUACCAAAAUGUCUUCAAGGACUGGAUGAAAGAACCCAGAUGUAACAUAUAUACACUCUGAAUGAAAAAAGGUUUCAAUUCAUUAACAAGGAAGAGUAUUCUUCAUCUGAAAUUAAUUGAACCAAUCUUUGUAUACUUGUUGACACUGUACCUUUUUUAUGAUAGGAAAGGAAUAGAAAAAUAUGCUUAAGCUGGACUUUCGCAUUGUUGAAAACUUGGCAUGCUUAGCCCACAUUUAAUUAACUUGUAUUUUAAAAUAAUGUAGCUGUGUUUUCUAGUGGUUUAGAACAUCAAUGGUGAAAUAUUAUAUUUUAUUACCCUGUCAACUCCCCUUAUUUUCAGCUUCAUGAAAUUAUUUGAGUACAUCAAUUUCCCAACAGACCUAAAAGUUGCAAUUUACUAGUGUGUAAACUGUGGUGAUAUUCAGAUUUUUAAAAGACAGGUUUAAUAUUAGGGCAAGGAUUAUUUAUACAAAAAAUAUUAAACUGGAGAGAACUUAUAUGUGAUUAAUUCUUUAAUUAAAAUGUAAUAUCUCUGUUUCAAGGGCAUUUUCUUAUGCUGUAAUAUGCCAAUAGCUAAAUUUUCACAUAAAAGGUAAAAAAUUGGUAAAUAAUCAGCUCUCAAUCUAGAAUUGUUUUGUACAAUGCAGCUAUUCAUUACUAUAUCAUUUUUAGCUCUAAUAGUAACAGAUUAUUCCUUAUAUGUAUAAAGUAUAACUGUUGGACUUCUCAGUUUGCAGUUUCCAAUUUUCUAUUUCUUACCAUUCAGUUCCUAAAAUUGGUAUGUCAUAUGCCUUAGAGCUAUUAAAUUUUUUAAAAUAUCAAUUGCUCGGAUCUAACAUAAUUGAAAGCAGAUAAUGAUAGAGUUAGAAAACAAAAACUUUUCUAGAUAUUCCAGAAGAUAAACCUGGAUUGAAAUGAAAAGGUGUUUUACUUCAAAGGCAUUCUACAUCAAAAGGUGCUGCCAAAACUUGAUUCAGACUUGGUAGGCAAUAUCUUUGUAUACUAAAACACAUAAUAUGCUUAGAAGAUGCAAACCUGAAGGACAAAAGAACAGAGUUUUGCAAUUUAAACAGUUCAAAUAUCUUGCUGAAGGAUAAGGUUGGAAUAGCGUCAGAAAUAGCUCUAUUGGCUUUUGUGUCACAGUAUAAAAAGCUUUUUUUGAACUGGACUUCAGUAUUAAUUUAUCAACAAUUUAAGAGUAAAACAAAUUGGCUUAGUACCUGAAGAGUUACUGAAUUUCAUUUUGUCUCAUAUUAAGAGAGAAUGUAAUGGAAAAUGCCAGUAAAAGAAAAGAUAUAUAGAGUAAAUAAAAUCUGGGUUUAACAGGGUACUCAGCUGUAUGCACGUUGUCUCCAUUGGUGCUGGCCAGGCUCCCUAUUCCAAAAUUUCUGUCUUUCUGUUAAUUGUUAAAAAAUUGUAAAUGUUUAUUUAAAUAAAAGGACACCAGGAGAUAGUCUAAAAUUGUAAAAUCAUUUCUUUCUUUAUCUCUGUUUCAAUUGGCAGGAAUAAUUUUCAUAUAGCUGAAAAGUAGUAAAAUGAGCAGGUUAAAAUAUUGUGGGAUUUCCAAUUUCAGACUGAUAACAUCUUGGUUUAUAACACACUAGAUUUAACUGUGGCUGAAAAGUAGAAAAUGUGCAGUUCAUAAUUCAACUCCUAGGAUAGUUUGUUAUCUUGUUAUCAUAAUUUUAAUAGUUUUCAGUUUGUUAUUAUGUAAAGGCGUAUCUUUUUAUGUUUUAAAGUGAAGAGAAAGUAGUGAUAUGUCAUAGCUGUUUGAAGAACAACCUUUCUAUAAAAUUGACUUCACUUU
Molecule: messenger RNA, 5461 nt
Organism: Thamnophis sirtalis
Lineage: Eukaryota; Metazoa; Chordata; Lepidosauria; Squamata; Natricidae
Source: RefSeq, a predicted model, not a curated record